This is a messenger RNA of Rotaria sp. Silwood2, 1935 nucleotides long. The record is from the annotation of a GenBank genome assembly. NCBI's taxonomy places the organism in Eukaryota, Metazoa, Rotifera, Eurotatoria, Philodinida, Philodinidae.
AUGAUAAUAAUAACAACUCAAAUGAUUCAAAAAAAAUCUUUUGAUUCCCAACAACAACGAUUAACAACAACAAAUAAAGAAGUAAUAGAAAUAAAUAUUGAUCCUCAUGAUAGCGAAAUGACUUCAUCGAACAUGAUCAGCUCACUGUCUUUGUCUAGUCAAGAUACUAAUAACAGUACUACAAGUUUAAUAAAUACGAAUAAUAAAAGUCCAUCAAUCAGUGAUUCCGAUGAAGUAAAUGAAGAUUCAAUGAAUGUUACUAGAUCAACUCCUGAUGAAUCAGCAACGAAAAAAAUUAAAAAACAGGAUAUAUUGGAAAUUUUCGAAGAAUGGGAGGAUCAUACUGGUUAUACAUGCAAACUUUGUCAAGCGAAUUUUAAAAAACACGGUCGUUCCACAACCAAUUUACGUCGACAUCUUGGUAUUGUACACAAAAAACCUGAAUAUUUGUAUAAUUCUCAACGAAAAAAAUAUCAAGAUAAAAAUACAUUAAUUUCUGCUGAACUUAAACAACAACUCGAUGAAAAACUUAUUAGUGCAAUAAUAAUUGAUUCACGUUCUUUUAAUGAUUUUGCACGUCCUGGUAUAAAAUCGUUUUUUGCUACUGCAGUACCAAAUUACAAGCCAUUACAUAGAACAACUAUUCGACGACGACUUCAUAUUUUAUACAAACAACACCGUUUAGCACUUCGAAAUGUCUUAGAAAAUAUACCACAUUUGGCAUUAACAACAGACUUAUGGAAAAAUAGUCGAAAUCGAUAUUUUAUUUGUUUAACUGGGCAUUUUUAUGAUAAACAAACAAAACUUAUUUCUAUUACACUUGGAUUUCGUUUGAUACGAGGACAACAUGUUCGAUCAAUCACUACUGAUAAUGCACCAAACAUGAUCAAUGCAGUAUAUGAUCUCGAUAUUGGUAUACAUCAUUCCUGUACGGCACACAAUUUACAUCUUAUGGUCAAGUCCACAGUCCUUCCAUCGAAGAAAGACACCAAAUCUUCAUAUUUAAAUCCGGUGCAAAAAGUCACCACCGGUGAUGUUGAUUUACCAUCAGAAUCGUCUACGGACGAAGAUACUGAUAAUGACGACGAUUAUUCAACAUCUGAAGAACAAGAUCAAGGUAGUACUAGUUUUGAAGAAAAUAAUGCUGACGGUGAUGAAAAUGCAACAUCUAAUAUUCAAAUAUCUACUGAUGAAGACGAAACUUCAUUAUCUUCUGAAGAUGAGCAAAAUUAUGAAAUUCCAUCGAUUGAUGCUCAGACAGAUCCAACUUUACAAAAAAUUCGUUUAUUAAUUAAACAAGUUCGUCGACUCGUCAAUCUUGUUCGUAAAUCAUCAAAUCUACAUGAAUAUGUUCAGCAACAAAAAAAAGAAAAGAAAUUACCUGGUGAUGGUUUAAUAUUGGACUGUAUAAUUCGUUGGAAUUCGUGCUAUCUCAUGCUGAAUCGUUUUGUUGAUUACCAAACUGUUAUAGAAAGCAUGACGAUUCUUCAUCGUAAUGUUAUUGGUAAUUUAUCAUUUUCUGUUGUACAACAUUUGAAACAAAUGAUAUUUACCGAAGACGAUUGGGAUCACUUGAUUUCAGUACGCAAUGUUCUUUGCAAAUUUUAUGAUGCUUGCCGAUGGCUGUCUGGUAAACACUAUCAAACUUUAUCAGUUGUCUAUGUUAUAAAACGUGGCUUAUCCCAUGUUCUUACACAAUCAUCCUCAAGUCCACAAGCUAAAAUUGAAAAUAUAAUUAAAAAAUAUUUACUUAUUGUUUUUAAAUAUCAUUUCGAUGAAAAAUUAAGUGUUGAACAAAAGGAAGCAAUUCUAAUUGCUGCUUAUCUUGAUCCAAAAGUCUAUCGAAAAAUGCUUGAUGAAGAUAAAUAUGUUGCUGAACAAAUUAUUCAUGAAGAAGCUCAAUACAAAUGCUAUAAUUCAGCAGAAUCAUCAUAG